CAGAGGCACCCAGUUCACAAUUUGCCGAUGAAGUGACGCUGUUUAAAGAAUAUGGCAAAAGGCUCCUUGACGGUUGCUGUUUUCCUUCUGGGAUAUCUCCUUAAUGCUGAAUGUACAGUUUUCAUUGAUCAGGAAGAGGCAAAUUCUGUUUUGUACCGAUAUAAACGAUUCAAUUCUGGACGCCUGGAAGAAGUGAUUGCUGGAAACCUUGAGCGAGAGUGCUUGGAAGAAAAAUGCAGCUUCGAGGAGGCAAGAGAAGUCUUUGAAAACCACGAGAAAACGACGGAAUUUUGGAAUGCAUACAUAGAUGGAAACCAAUGUGAUUCAAACCCUUGUACAAAUGGGGGGACAUGUGAAGAUCAAGUCGGUAACUACGUAUGUUGGUGUCCAGCUGGUUAUGAAGGAAGGAACUGUGAGUUAGAUGCUACAUGCUCAACAAAGAAUGGAGGAUGCAAGCAAUUUUGCAAGAAUGGCCCAUCAGGAAGAGUGAUCUGUUCCUGUGCCCCUGGUUAUAAGCUCGGGGCAGACCAGAAGACCUGUGAACCAGCAGUGCCCUAUCCAUGCGGAAGGAUUACAGCUCCAGAGGCAGUCAGCAAACUCACCCGUUCUAUGAACACGUUUGACAACUGGUUCUCCACCAAUGAGACAGAUGAUAUCACAGAAGAAAUGGACAACAGCACUCAGAUUGUUCCCCUGGCAGCAACCCGAAAUCGAGUGGUUGGGGGCAGAAACAGCAAGAAAGGCGAAGUGCCUUGGCAGGUUUAUUUGCUUAACAAUGAGCAGAAGGGAUUCUGUGGGGGCUCGAUCAUCAAUGAAAACUGGAUUGUGACCGCAGCACACUGCAUUGAGUCUGGACCAGUCACUAUUGUUGCAGGUGAACUCCGCACAGAGGAAAAGGACUACACUGAACAAUACCGCAGUGUGAUAAGAAUAAUCCCUUAUCCGGCAUACAAUAGUAGCCUGAGGUACCACAAUGACAUCGCUCUCCUCGAACUGGAUUCGCCGCUAGAGUUGAAUAGUUAUGUCACUCCUAUUUGCAUAGCAGACAAAGACUUCACAAACAGCCUUCUCAAGUUUGGAACAAGCACUGUAAGUGGAUGGGGAAGGCUGGCAUACCAAGGGAGGGAGGCAAGCAUCCUCCAGGUUCUGAAAGUUCAGUUAAUUGACCGGGCAACCUGUUUGAGGAGCACCAGAUUCUCCAUUGUGCCCAGCAUGUUCUGUGCAGGGCAUCCUUACGAGGCAAAGGAUACAUGCCAAGGAGACAGCGGAGGUCCACAUGCCACAGAUAUGGAAGGCACAUGGUUUCUAACUGGAAUAACCAGUUGGGGAGAACAGUGUGCCAUGAAAGAUAAAUAUGGCGUCUACACCAGAGUUGCAAGGUAUGUUAAGUGGAUCAGAGAGACAACAAAGCGUACAUAAGGCCAGAGCCAAAAUAUUUUGAUUCCUUUCCAAAGGAUUAUCUGAUUGUGGAGAGGGGAAAGUUUAAACUCCCAAUCUAUAUUCUCAAAUAAUUCCAGAGGGGUAGCUGCAGUACAAGCCUGCUGUAGCAAAAAUAAACAUACGUCUUGUAGCAUACUGUUAUUCUAACAUAAGCUUUUGUGGACGAGCUUCAUCAAAUGUAAGCAGAUCAACAUGCAUCUGACAAAGUAGAUUCUAGUAAAAAAAAUCUUAUGAAAACUUAUGCUAGAAUAAAAAUUUGCUGGAUUUUAAAGCCCCAAGACUCCUACUCUGAAAUAGUUUGAGAUUAUUUUUUUCCCUUAACAUUGAGAAGUUGAACAUAUCUUUUAGAAACAUGGUUUACACAUGAUGUUUCUACCUGGAAAAUAGUGGUGUAUUUCCAUGGGGUAGUUGCAAUGUUGUGAACACAUCAACAUGCAUCACCAUCAGAUCCUCAUCUGAUUAGAAAGGCGGCGGGGAGGGUGGGGGGGGGACACCUACCUCACAGAGUUGUUCUGAGGGUGAUCAUGUUGUAAAGAAUUGCAAAUGAAUCCAGCACUCAAUGUAUUGAUGCGUUAUAAUGAAUUGCAAUGCACCCACAAAUAAAUUGCAACCUGAGUA
Eublepharis macularius is the source of this 2058-nucleotide messenger RNA. It is a transcript of the gene F9, whose product is annotated as coagulation factor IX. NCBI's taxonomy places the organism in Eukaryota, Metazoa, Chordata, Lepidosauria, Squamata, Eublepharidae. Gene Ontology annotation, cellular component: extracellular region. Bases 52 to 1419 code for a protein of 455 amino acids. The record is from RefSeq and is a predicted model, not a curated record. The transcript is spliced from 8 exons. Gene Ontology annotation, molecular function: calcium ion binding; serine-type endopeptidase activity. Gene Ontology annotation, biological process: blood coagulation; zymogen activation.